ACAAUAUAAACGUCGUUUUACUUGAUAUUGCAUCAUACUGUUGUUCAAAAUCAGGAUCCCGAACCCCCUGCUUCUUGGGAAGGUAUUCGAGAUGCAUCCAAAAAUGCCGGUGAUGUUUGUACUCAAUUGGAGCUUUUUGGAGCAGUGCCAUCUCAAACCGUUAUUGGCAGCGAAGACUGUCUUUAUCUUAAUAUCUAUAUACCACGCAGUAUUCAUCAAAUGAAAGGAAACCCAGUUAUGGUUUGGAUCCAUGGUGGAGCCUAUCUCGAGGGCAACGGCAACGAUGCUCAUUACCGUCCUGAUUACUUAAUGACAAAAGACGUUAUUCUAGUUUCUAUAAAUUACAGACUUGGUGCUCUCGGUUUCUUAAAUCUCGGCCACAAAGUAGCAAAUGGAAAUCAAGGUUUGAAAGAUCAAAUUGCUGCGUUAAAAUGGAUCAAAGAAAAUAUUGAGGCUUUUGGCGGAGAUUCAAACAACAUCACUGUUUUUGGAGCCAGUGCUGGUGGCUCUAGCGCGCACUUCUUAAUGCUGUCGCCGUUAUCUAAAGGUCUCUUUCAAAAAGCUAUUCUUCAGAGUGGUAUGAGCACAUGUGAUUGGGCGAUAAUAAAGCACUCAGUCGCUAAGGCUUUUAAACUUGCAUCAAUACUUGGUACUAAUUCUAAAGAUCCUGAGGAAGUUGUUCGCUUUCUUCAAGGAAAAUCUGCUGCCGAAAUUGUUAAAGCGCAAUAUACAGUUCUCACUCCAGAGGAAGUACGUAUUAUUUUUAUGCCAUUUGGACCUUCAAUCAAUGAUAAAGCAGAAAAAUCUGUUCUUCCACAUCCUGUUUCUGAAUUAAUUAACGAUGAUAAUAAUAUACCUAUCAUGAUUGGCAAUUCAUCUUACGAAUAUAUUUUCUUUCUUAAAGAUAUCAGUCAGCCGACUUUAAAUAUAAUGUAUGCAGAUAUACCACGAUAUAUGGAGAAUUUUAUAAAUUCACAGGAUUCUGAAAAGAUAACUCAGUUGACAGAUCGAGUUAAACAGCACUAUUUUCAUAAUAACCCAUUUACUGAAGAAAAUAUUCCAUCUAUUAUACAAUGGCUGAGUGACAUACAUUUUAAACUUCCUGUUAAAGAUUUCGUGAAUAAAAGAAGGAAAAAGGAUCAAGCAUCGACUUAUUUCUAUGAAUUUUCUUAUGUUGGUAGUCAAAAAACUCCAACAAAGCUUAUGCAUGAAAAUGACACUAUUAAUAAUUUGACAUCAAUAGGUGCCUCUCAUAUCGAUGAAUUGGCAUACCUCUUUUAUUUACCUAAUUGCAAAACUGAUGAUCCACCGGCAAGAGAUACAAAAGAUCGGAAAAUUUUAGAAAUUCUUACAAAAAUGUGGACCAAUUUUGCAAAAACAGGAAAUCCCACUCCUGUUUUAGACCAGUAUGUGACUACUACUUGGUUACCAGCAACAAAGGAUACUUUCAAUUGUUUAAACAUCGGCGAUACUCUUCAACAUGUAACGGUUUCCGAAGACAACAUAUUGUGAGAAUUAGAAUUGUAAAAAUCUUAUAAAUGCUUUAAGAUUCCUGCAGAUUUUUUAAAGCCUUCUUUAUAAGUAUGUAUAUAUA
Pogonomyrmex barbatus (red harvester ant) is the source of this 1594-nucleotide messenger RNA. RefSeq names its product esterase E4-like. NCBI's taxonomy places the organism in Eukaryota, Metazoa, Arthropoda, Insecta, Hymenoptera, Formicidae. The record is from RefSeq and is a predicted model, not a curated record.